ACCUUGGAAUGAGGUACUAGAGCGAGUCAGGCGUGCUAUCAACCAUUCUUUCUGUCUCUUUCUUCUGAUUCUAACUCUGUGAGUCCACUUACACACACAACUGUGAAAAGGCUUGACACACGAACAAGGGAGAAGAGACAAUGAAGCUACUCAUACUGGUGCUUGCAUUGUUAUGCGUUGGGAUCGUCAAAUCGGCUAUCAAGCCUCCACCGUUUGGUUGCCGGCCGCGUGACCCGUUCCCGUACAAGCUGGGUUGUUACCGCGGGUAUGUUGGGAAGCAGAGGUAUUUGCUGAACAAGCUACUGUUCACUGACCGAGAUCCGUCUAGCCGUGUCUUCUCCGGACAGACAAUAAACUGGAGGAACUGGAAGACGUACGUCAAUGGAUUAGCGUGUCGAUGUGCAAAAGCGGCAUACAAUAAAGGUUACACCAUGUUUGGCUUACAGUUCUACGGCGAGUGCUGGAGCGGCCCUGUCGACAUUCAGAUCAGCAGAUCGAACCUUAAUUUUGCCUAUAAGGCUAAGCCUGCUAAGUGCGUCCAAAACUACCACCAGAAAUGCCAGCGAGGUAACCCGUACUUCGCAUGUGUAGGAGGCGCAGGAGCUAACUAUUUGUACGUUGCUUUACCCGCUGGACGCAUCGAGGUGUGAUAUGUCGGACAGAGAGAAUGUAAUGCAUAUGUAAAGUAGACAUUCAUUCCAAAAGUCUGUUUAUGCAUUUAAAAUAAUAAAAAGUCAUUACUCAUUUCA
Messenger RNA from Nematostella vectensis (starlet sea anemone), 749 nucleotides. RefSeq lists its product as uncharacterized. NCBI's taxonomy places the organism in Eukaryota, Metazoa, Cnidaria, Anthozoa, Actiniaria, Edwardsiidae. Bases 141 to 650 code for a protein of 169 amino acids. The transcript has 4 exons. The record is from RefSeq and is a predicted model, not a curated record.